Molecule: messenger RNA, 789 nt
Organism: Haliotis rubra (blacklip abalone)
Lineage: Eukaryota; Metazoa; Mollusca; Gastropoda; Lepetellida; Haliotidae
Exons: 4
Coding region: 40-789 (249 amino acids)
Source: RefSeq, a predicted model, not a curated record
CGCCUACAUCGAAACAACAUCGGUUCCCGCAACUAAAUCAUGGCUGGCUACUGGUCCGGUGCUGUACUACUCUGUGUGUGUUUUACCUGCUUCCCAAUUACAGCCGAUGCCGAUGUCUUCAGUGUAGCUACCUUCCCAGACGGACGUUACGAGAUAAAGAUCAAUAAUGUCACGUGGUUGAGCAGCGCCCCAACAUUCUUCGUCAUCAACGACACGCGCUUCUCCGCCGAUGAUGGCAGCCUCGUUCUCGACAGUAUCAACACUACCAUAUCCGGUACAGGCCAGUUCGGGGUCGAGGUCUCCAAGAACUUCCAUUACCGAGCUGGUGACGUUCCAGUCAUCACGAGUAUCGUCAUAUACGGGACAUCAAUCAUGUCAUUCAUAGUGCGCUUCCCCGACGGAGCCUCAAACACAAAUCAAAGCAACAUAGACGGUGUUAUCUGUGGUUACCCCGGAUUCAAACUGGACACCACGUCCAAACUGGGAUACAUGUCGUUCGGGGGAGCUGACUUUCAACAGUCCGUCGGAAGAUGGGAUCCGUCCGCAUCCAUCCAUGAUGGUUUGGAAGGUUCCAGCCCCUUCUCAGUGUUUGACACAAGAGGAAAUGCUGUGGCAUUUGGACAACUGAAUAAUGUCAUGACGACACCAAUGUGGCACGACAAAACCAACAACUUCCUGUACUAUGGAAUUAUGGGAGGAAUCGAACAGAUCCCGACAAAUUUCUCCUACCACAUUUUGGCAGCAUAUUCCUCAGGGGGACCUGAAAGUGUAAUUAGAUAUUCUAUUUAG